This is a messenger RNA of Cladocopium goreaui, 3177 nucleotides long. The record is from the annotation of a GenBank genome assembly. NCBI's taxonomy places the organism in Eukaryota, Dinophyceae, Suessiales, Symbiodiniaceae.
AUGGCGUUGUUUGUGGGGCUUCCGGCCUCCAACAUAGGGUCCCCAGCCACGAACUCGACCUCAGCGACCUUGGCGACCUUGGCUCGAGCACUUCUCCUUGCUCGCCUUCGCCUGCACUGCCAGGAGCGUUUCAAACACGUGGCCGACCAACUCUGCUAUGAGUUGCAUCGCCAGUCCUCCCGCUUGCGGGAGCUGGAGCUGGAGAAUGCCAGGCCAGGUUGCUUGGUUUUCCUGACCAAGGCGGCUCGAUGCUUUGUGAAUCCUGGCAUGGACUUCAAUGGAGGUUCCUCACAAGGGCUCCCAUUGGACCGGCGUUUGCACAGCAAGGGCGCGGCGAAGACCUGGGAAGCGCCUGAGGAGCUCGAAGCAGGCCACCUCUCCGAUAAGGGUUUGUCGGAGCGUGCCAUCGUCGAGCGGCGGCCCUCCCUGAAUCAGUCCCUGCGCAGCGAUCGGCGACCCAGCGGCUCCUACAGGAGUUGGUCCCAGGUCUUCACGUCUCAAGGCUAUGACUCGGAGGCGAAUGCUUCUGUGGUGGAGCCCCAAGCGCCCAACCUAGCGCAGCUGCGACAACUGACGCGAACGUUGACCCGACACAGUUUUGAGUCGGAGAUGAAACGGAGUAAGAGCCUCCGGAGCGGAAGGAGCGCCAGGUUUGCAUCGACGGAGCAGGAGCGCUUGCAGUUCAUGAUCAUGCGCGCAGAGAAGACCAGGAAAAUGGAGAAACGCCACAAAAGCUUUGUGAUCAAUCCAGAUACCACUUACCAAAUCGCAUGGCAAAUUCUCACCUCCGCUUGUAUGGCCUUUGUGGCCAUUGUAACGCCCAUUCAGGUGGGUUUGCUGGAACUUCGCCUUGAUUUCCUGCAAAUAAUCAGUUGGUGCGUGGACAUGAUGUUCGCCAUUGACAUGGUGCUGCAAUUCUUCACAAUGUACGCAAAAACCACUCCGCGGGGAAUUGAGUGGGAGACGGAUUUGCGAAAGAUCUGUCGACACUACUUGCUCACGUGGUUCCCCUUGGAUUUUGUGACCAUCAUUCCCUUCGACGUCUUGAGUCUCACUUGGAACGCAGACAAUCUGAAGGAACUAAAGAUUGUGAAGAUUAUCAGGGCCGUGAGGCUUUUGAAGUUGAUGAGAAUUCUGAAGUCUUCUCGUUGGUUGCAUAAGCUGGAGAUUGCCCUGUCAAUACCAUACCAGCACAUCGCGUUGGUGCGGUUCCUCUUCGGUCUAGUGCUAGUUUGCCAUUGGCUCUCGUGUUUCUGGGCAAUGUGUUUGCAUUUGGUGGACGACCAAGCGACUUUGGCAGGUGGCGUCGUGCGGGAGGUGCCGAAAUGGAUCGAUGAGAUUCAAGCUGCAGAUCGGGAAUUCGGCAUUGAGACGCUUGACACCACGGCCGUGAAGAAUUAUGGGGGGACGCGGGACAGCCCCUUGAGGGUCUACAUUGCCUCCUUCUACUUUUGUAGCUACACAAUGACCUCGGUAGGAUACGGUGACCUCGGCCCCAAGAACAUCUUGGAGCGCAUCAUUUGCACCGUGAUUGUGCUGGUUGCUGGACUCUGCUGGGCACAGAUUCUGGGAGAAGUCUGUGCCAUUUCUUCGGAUAUGAACGCCGAGAACCAGGAGUUCCGGAAGAAGAUGAAUAGCCUCAACAAGAUGAUGCAGGAGCAAGGCCUGCCCCAUGACCUCAGACGCCGCCUUCGCAGUUUCUUCCUGCAGAACCGGUAUCAAUCGCAGUAUGUAGUUCGUCAAAAACUGCUCACCAACAUGAGCCCCCAGCUCCAAUCAGAAGUUUGUACCGAGAUGAAUUUGCCUUGGAUUCAGAAAGUGAGUUUCUUUGCCAAGUUUAUCAGCCAUAUGGAGAUGCUGGACUCCAAAGGUAUCGACACCGAAUCCUUCCGCGCCUGCAUCGCGGACACCUCGAGGCAGCUGAUCUGUGGUGCCUUCGCGCAGCGUGAGAGCUUCGGCAACGUGCAGAUUCUCUACAUCCUGUCCAAAGGCUUGGUGAUUCUCAACAGCCGUCUCGGCAGUAAUGGCACCGUUUGGGGAGAAGACUUCGUCCUCUCAGACACCAGCUUGAUCAGGCCUGUGUCAGGUUUCGCGAUCAGCUACAUUGAAGUGUUAGCGCUGACGCGGGAAUCCUUCAUGCCCCUUGGGCGACCCACAAAGAUCCACUGGACGAAAAUCAACCAACAGGCGUGUGUAGCUGCAGGGUGCCUUCAAUGCACGAGCUUGGAGCAUCCUGUGGGUCGCGUGCUGGAACCGACUUAUGAGCUGACAGCCUUGCCAUUGAAGCCCAUCGAAGGCAACACCAAGCUGAAGACUGCAAUUGAAAAGGUGCUCUAUGAACCCACGGAGGGUGAUGAGUUGGAUACCAUUGCAGAUCUGGUCAGCAGCAAGUCAUACCAGAAUCUUCCACAGCCUUUGGCCCUCAAGGAUGCCCUGCCCAUACCCUUCACUUUCCAGCUGGUCUUCCGCAAGCAGAAUGACACCACAUACGAAGUCCUGAAGCAUUACACCUUCUCCCAGAAGAUUGAUGUGCGCGGGCUGCAGCGGGUUGCUACUGGAGAUCUCUUCACCAUAGACUAUGGCAAAAAUUUCCGGUCAGGCUCUCAAGGUUUCCAGUACCUGCUCGAAAAGGUUGCCGACUAUGCCAUCCUUGCUUUCCAAUUCACAGCAACGCCCAAAAGCAAAUGCAAGGAGAAGUCUGCCUUGGAGCAAGGCUUUUCCUACAUCCAGAGUGAGGGCCUCAAGAGCAACAUGAAGAACCAGUGGACUGAGUGGGCAGAAAUAGAGGUCAACCGGGAUGGAAGCCCAAUCUACGGCUGGAACACUGGCUUGGUCAAGGAGUAUCUCAAAGGGUAUGCCACUGGCAAUGUCUUUGUGCAGCCCGCCUUCAACUUCUAUCUCACCAUGCAUGACCUGAGCGCCUGGUUUCUGGAGGAUGUCAUCUUUCCCCUGCUGCCAGACAUGAAGAACAAAACAUUGGUUCUUCUGGGAAAUGCGGGAGCAGGGAAACACCAGCUGCUUCGGCAGUUGCAAUGGCUUUCUCUGAAUAUUGGCUGUUGCGCGGUGACACGGCUGAGAACAUGCAGCCAAGUUUCCGCAUUGCCUCCAGCUUUGAUCAGCUCCAUGGAGAACCUGGUCUUCGUGAGCGUCCAGACAUCUUGGAUGAUGCUGACAUGA